AGUAAUUUUCUUCAUUUGAUUUGUGAAGUUUCUAAAUAACUUCAUCCUGCAUAAUCCAUCCGAAUAUUAACUUACAAAGUUGCCUUUUAGCCAGGCUUUGUUUAUCUUUUAAUCAUUUACACUAUAUAACCAACCAAAACAAACCUCAUCUUUCUCCUUCAUUCACAAAAACAAUAACUUCUCUCUGUUCUUCUUCUCUUGUCUCUCUUCUUUCAAACCUCAAGAACCAAAAACAAAAUGGAGUUGUUCACGAAAGGUAACAACGUUAAGUUACGAAGCCACCUAGAUAAGUUUCUAGUAGCCGACGAUGACCAAGAAACCAUCCGUCAAAGCCGUAAAGGAGAUACACGGCGAGCCGUUUGGACGGUGGAGCCAGUCGUCGAUAAACCUAAUCUGAUAAGGCUGAGGAGCAGCCACGGUACGUACUUAACUGCGAGUAACAAACCGUUGCUGUUAGGUAUGACCGGUGAGAAGGUGACUCAGACGACGUCAUUUAACAAGCUGAUGGAUUGGCAAACGCAGUGGGAACCGGAGAGAGAUGGGUUUCAGGUGAAGCUGAAGUCGUGGUGCGGCAAGUGGAUGAGGGCUAACGGUGGAACGCCACCGUGGAGAAACUCUGUUACUCACGACGAGCCUCAUACGUCGAAGACCAAGAACUGGUUGAUUUGGGAUGUUAUAAACGUUGAUGUUUCUGAUCUUGAAACCAUGUCUGAUGGAGAUGAUGAGAGUUCUGUUUCUUCUCCGGUUUCUGAAUUCGGGUCAGAACCCGAGUCACCCGUUUCUGUCGGAUCUAAGAAGAGUAGUAUUAGCCGGUUCGCUUCUCUUGGUUUACCUAUGUCUCCGAGAUGGUCCACAAAACCGAAGACAACGAGUAGCUUCAACCAAAAGGAAACAGUACCAACAGUCUCAGCGAUGGAGUUUUUCCAGAAAGCAAAAGCUGUUCGUAUGCGCAACAGUCACAACAAGUACCUAACAGCAGACGACGACGAAGAAACCGUUACUCAAAACCGCAACGGAUCAACCAAAAACGCUCGUUGGACCGUCGAGCCGGUUCGCGACUCGCACCACGUCAUACGUCUCAAAAGCUGUUACGGCAAAUACUUGACCGCUUCUAACGAGCGGUUCUUGCUCGGAGCUACGGGUAAGAAAGUGAUCCAGCUGAAACUGAGCCGGCUCGAUUCGUCUGUUGAGUGGGAGCCUGUUAGGGAAGGAUCACCUAAGAUUAAACUUAGGACUAGAUCCGGUAACUAUCUCAGAGCUAAUGGUGGUCUUCCUCCGUGGAGGAACUCGGUGACUCAUGAUAAUCCUCAUUUGUCGGCUACUCAGGAUUCGAUCUCUUGGGAGGUUGAUGUUGUUGAGAUCUUGAUUGAUUCUGAAUCCAAGAACGAGUCUCCUAAGAAGACGAUGACGCCACCUCCGCCGCAUCGGAGACCGUCGAGUUCGCCGUUGUCGGUUUCUCAUUCUAGGACUUCGUCUUCUCUUUCAGACAGAUCCGAUUCAGAUUCGGUUGAGUCUCCGCCUAAAUCUGAGGGGCGAACCAUUUACUACCAUAUCGCCGACGAAGAAGGACACGUGGAGGAUGAAACAACCGUUGGAUAUGCUUUCACGUUUAAAGGAAACAGUGUGGCGGAGCUGACUCAGACGUUGAGAGAAGAAACGUGUUUAGAGGACGCUGUGGUGUGCACUCGGAGUCCUUUAAAUGGCAAGCUGUUUCCUCUUCGUUUGCAGCUUCCUCCUAACAAUGGAACUUUGCAUGUCGUUUUAUUUCCCUCCAGCGCUAGCCUCUAGACUUGCACAAACCAAAAUAAUUGAGCUAUGAGAUUGGGUGGUUCUUGUUUGGUGAAGCAUAUGAUAUGAACCUUAUAAGAAGAUAGUAUAAGAGUUGGUAGUUGGUACAAGACUCGUGGCCACGGAGGUAAAAAAGGCGUCGCACUUCAUCAGCAGCGUUUGACAUUAAAAUUAGUAUAGUAAGAGUUCUUGAUUAUAUAUAUAUAAGCUAGUAAGGAGUUAUAUAAUUCUUUUUGGGGAACAUAAUGCAAGUUGUUUGUCUUUGUAAAUAAGCGAUGAUUUCUUGGUAAACGAACAUUUUGAUUUUGAGGGUUUAUUUGCGUGAGCAUGGAUUCGCCAUAAACAAAUACUGUAAUAUCAUUAUAUUAGCUAGCAAAUGGGAAAAUUGGAAAUGAA
Molecule: messenger RNA, 2184 nt
Organism: Camelina sativa (false flax)
Lineage: Eukaryota; Viridiplantae; Streptophyta; Magnoliopsida; Brassicales; Brassicaceae
Source: RefSeq, a predicted model, not a curated record